Arabidopsis arenosa is the source of this 721-nucleotide messenger RNA. Lineage: Eukaryota; Viridiplantae; Streptophyta; Magnoliopsida; Brassicales; Brassicaceae. The record is from the annotation of a GenBank genome assembly.
CUACCAUCAAAACAGAGCAACCUCAAGCAACACACUAAAGCUUCACUUCAAUUCUAUUUCGAAGACCACCCAUUCAGAUCGGAGAUGGAAAACGACGACAUCACUGUGGCGGAGAUGAAGCCGAAGAAGCGUGCUGGACGGAAAAUUUUCAAGGAGACACGUCACCCAAUCUACAGAGGUGUGCGGCGUAGGGACGGCGACAAAUGGGUCUGCGAAGUCCGUGAACCGAUUCAUCAGCGCCGAGUCUGGCUCGGAACUUAUCCCACGGCGGAGAUGGCGGCACGUGCUCACGACGUGGCGGUUCUUGCUCUGCGCGGGAGAUCCGCGUGUUUGAAUUUCUCUGAUUCCGCUUGGCGGUUGCCGACGCCGGAAUCAACUGAUCCGGACACGAUCAGGCGUACCGCGGCCGAAGCAGCGGAGAUGUUCAGGCCGCCGGAGUUUAGUACUGGAAUUACGGUUUUACCCUCAGCCAGUGACUUUCCCACGUCGGAUGAAGGAGUUGCCGGAAUGAUGAUGAGGCUCGCGGAGGAGCCGUUGAUGUCGCCGCCAAGAUCGUACAUUGAUAUGAAUACGAAUAUGUACGUGGAAGAAGAAAUGUGUUACGAAGACUUGUCACUUUGGAGUUACUAAAAUACGUAUGUGUAAUGUAUGCGUGGUAACUUUCCUGAGCUGUGUUGGAGAAUUCAAUGUUUUCUCAGAUAAAUAAAAUGGCAAAUCCGAA